AUGGAACUACUAAUAGGCGGAUACUCGUACGGGUCGCUGAUUGCCAGUCUGACACCUCCAGUCUUGGAUAUACUGAAACUACUGGAGGCGCCGCCUCCUUGUACGCCCGCGUUCGCUAAAGCGCUUCUCACGGCGAAAGAGAGUGCGCGCAAGUGGCUGGAUACACAUUCCAACACCCGAACCUCUUACAGCGGAACUUUCAACCGCGCCGCCGUUCACGCCGCUAUCCAGCGGGAGGAGAAUAGAAAACUGGAAUGCGAACAAGUGCAUCAUGGCAUCGACAAGAAGUGGAAAGUCACUGCUCGAUAUCUACUCGUGUCUCCCUUACUCCCGCCCAUAAGUAGUCUUAUGAUGGGUUUCCCGGGGGUGAAGGCCUGGAGCCUCGGUCGCGGAAGUGUGGACGAGGGGGAGAAGGGUAUCGAGGCUGUGGAUGCUAGAGUGUUGGCGGUUUACGGAGAUGGGGAUACAUUCACGGGCGUUCGGAAGUACAGGAAGUGGAGGGAGAAGAUGGAGGGCGAGAGGUGGAAGGGUGUGGAGGUGGGGGGUGCAGGACACUUUUGGCGCGAGGAGGGUGUUAUGGGGGUUUUGGUUGGUGAGGUGGAGGAGUGGGUGAGGGGGUAG
Molecule: messenger RNA, 621 nt
Organism: Tuber melanosporum (Perigord truffle)
Lineage: Eukaryota; Fungi; Ascomycota; Pezizomycetes; Pezizales; Tuberaceae
Exons: 1
Coding region: 1-621 (206 amino acids)
Source: RefSeq, a predicted model, not a curated record